Molecule: messenger RNA, 892 nt
Organism: Leptosomus discolor (cuckoo roller)
Lineage: Eukaryota; Metazoa; Chordata; Aves; Leptosomiformes; Leptosomidae
Source: RefSeq, a predicted model, not a curated record
AUGGAUUACGAAGCCCGUCUUCCAAAGCAACCUAAGACAGAACUGGUGCUUAAUGUCUUUGUUCACAUUUCAGGUCGGAACAAGACUCAAAAGCCUCUGCAGCUCAUAGUUGGCACUCUCACCCCAACCUCUGUGUUCCUUUCUUGGGGCAUCCUAGUCAACCCUCACCGUGACUGGACAGCAACAAGUAACUGCGCUAGUGACAGGUUCUAUACAGUUCGCUACAGAGAAAAGGGUAAAGACAAGAAAUGGGUUUUUCAGCUUUGCCCAGUUACAGAGACAGUGGUGGAGAAUCUGAAGCCAAACACACUUUAUGAAUUUGGAGUUAAAGACAAUGUAGAGGAUGGUAUUUGGAGCAAGACUUUCAAUCAUAAGACAGUUCUGUCGAAUAAAGUAAAUGGACAGCUCCAGAAUAUGUACAAGUUGGUACCCAAUUCCCAAACACAGCUUACACUGCGUGAUAAUAAGAAGUUGGUCCCUGUCACAAUAAUCAAACAAGUUAUUCAAAAUCGGACGCAGUCAAAAACUUCAGAUAGUUCUUCUCUGCCAGGAGCAAUAUUAGUGCACCUUAUUGUUCCAGGUCUCAAUGAAUCUCAGCAGAAACUUCCUCCUCUUCUGACAAUAGAUGGUACACCUCAAGCAUCCAGGAAAAAGAUAGCUAAGAAUGAAACUCAAGUAUGGCCUGCUGAAUCCAAAACACCAGAAGUUCAAGAAAUCUCCCCACAGUCCCUCCCAGCUCAGGCUGAGAAAAAACAUGGACCUGAGGAAUUUAGAUCAACGCCUAAACCCGAAUUGGUGCAAGCUCAAAACAUACUGGCUUCUAAUGAAAUACAGCCACUUCCUUCUGGAUCCAGAAUCUCUGAUGCUCCAAAAAGUCCAUUGACAGAACUUG